AAUGUUUUUGAAGUUUCACUUUCUGCGCACCCGGAACCUUCGAAGGGGAAGAAUUUAACGGUAGGACUCGAACUUGAAAGAUGGCGGACGUACCAGAAAAUGCACCAGAACACUGCCCAGGUACAGCAAGUGAGCAAGCAGGGAAGGCAUCAUCAUGUCAGGGAUGCCCCAACCAGACACUGUGUGCCUCUGGAGCCACAAAAGCCCCAGAUCCAGCCAUUGCGCAGAUAGCAGAGAAGCUUUCAACAGUUAAACACAAGAUCCUUGUGCUUUCUGGGAAAGGAGGAGUGGGGAAGAGCACGUUCAGUGCACACCUGGCCCAUGCUCUGGCGAGUGACAGCACAAAGGAGGUUGCUCUGCUCGAUGUGGACAUCUGUGGCCCAUCCAUUCCUAGGAUCAUGGGCUUAGAGGGAGAACAGGUUCACCAGAGUGGGUCAGGUUGGUCUCCUGUGUAUGUCGAUGACAACCUGGCCGUCAUGUCUAUUGGUUUCCUGCUCAGCAGCCCUGAUGAUGCUGUGAUAUGGCGGGGACCCAAGAAGAAUGGAAUGAUUAAGCAGUUUUUGAGGGAUGUUGACUGGGGAGAACUGGAUUAUCUGAUUGUGGACACACCCCCUGGCACAUCUGAUGAACACCUGUCCAUUGUCCAGUACCUAAGCUCCACACACGUUGAUGGAGCGGUCAUCAUUACCACACCACAGGAGGUGUCAUUGCAGGAUGUGCGCAAAGAGAUUCGAUUUUGUCAGAAGGUCAAGCUGCCAAUCAUCGGCGUGGUGGAGAACAUGAGCGGCUUUGUUUGUCCUAAAUGCAAGAACACUUCGCAGAUCUUCCCUCCCACCACCGGCGGUGCUGAGCAGAUGUGCGCGGACCUUCAUUUACCCCUGUUAGGAAAGGUGCCUCUGGACCCGAGGAUAGCGCGAAGCUGUGAUGAGGGCAAGUCUUUCCUGAACGAAGUACCCGACUCUCCUGCUGCUGAAGUCUACCGGACAAUUGUGCAGAGCAUCCAGGACCACUGCUCCAACCAUGGGACAGAGGAACAGAGCACCACCUGACACUAUGAUGGCAGCCAUGUUGGACCACGUCACAUGAUGUUCGCCUGAUAAACAUGUCUAACUACUCAUUGAGAAACCCAGAAGAACUUAUAUUAUAAAUAUAUAGGAGAGUUUGUAAAACCUCUUUAUCUCAACAUCAUGGUCAUGGGUCUUUGAAAAUAGUGUGUAUUUACAGCAACAGAGCCACAGGAGUGUAUGUAUGAUGGGAAAAAAGUACAGUUUAUAAUAAAAGUAAAUGAAUAUGUCCUUAAA
Molecule: messenger RNA, 1301 nt
Organism: Betta splendens (Siamese fighting fish)
Lineage: Eukaryota; Metazoa; Chordata; Actinopteri; Anabantiformes; Osphronemidae
Gene: nubp1
Product: nucleotide binding protein 1 (MinD homolog, E. coli)
Exons: 10
Coding region: 81-1049 (322 amino acids)
Biological process (GO): iron-sulfur cluster assembly
Cellular component (GO): cytosol
Molecular function (GO): ATP hydrolysis activity; 4 iron, 4 sulfur cluster binding; ATP-dependent FeS chaperone activity
Source: RefSeq, a predicted model, not a curated record